UUAUCGAUUAUUAUUACUUUAGUAUCGUUAUAUUAUUAAUAACAAAUUUAUUAGUCUUCAAAUUUUUACUUAUUUAUCUCAAAAAAAUGUUAUUUCGAUUCUUUAUUUUAAAUUUUUGGAUUUUAAAUCAAAGUUUGAUGGUUUUCUGUAGUUCAAGUUUAGACCCACGUGAUUUUGUACAAUUUGUUAUUCAUGAUUUCAAUGUCAUUCUUAAACAGAAAACAUGGUCAAAUACGUUAUAUGGGUUCAAGGACAAUAAGGGCACGUGUCAUUAUUAUGAUAUGAGAGAAAUUUUCUCGGAAAUAAAUUUUGACAAUUUUCUUGAAAAAAUAUCAAUAAUAAACGAAUUAAUAAUUCUUAGAUACACUGAAAAUUUGAAAUUAUUUAGACAUUUAUUGAACAGUUUUAUUAAAUUAUGCUACAGAGAUAUGAUUUUCAAUGUACCACAAUUCAUUCGUUGCUCUAAUAUGUUGCAGGAAACAGUAAGUGCAUCAAGUAAAAUGUUUCUAAAAUAUUUAUAUGCCGCUGUUUUCAUAAAUGAUACCAAUGUUUAUAUACUUACGUAUUUUAAAAAACAUUUUAAAAGUUUUCUUAAUCAAAUAGAUCUAUUGUAUGAUCUGUCAUUAAAAGAACCUCUUGAAAUUAAAGAUAAAACUACUGCUGGGGCAGUAGCAAACUAUAUUAAAAAUACAUUUUAUCAUAUAUUAGACAAAAAAAUAAUCGAACUUGAACAAUUAAAUUAUUCCGUUAUAUAUGUUAAUACAUCAUCAGUUGAAGCAGUUAUAGGGAGAAGUAUAGACUUGGGAAAAGAUAUAUUAUUUAAAUCUGCUGAAGAACAUGCAAGUAUUUUUAAUUGGUUUUAUGAGCUAGCAAUUAAUGAUGGAUAUUAUAAGUUGGGCUUAAACGAAGUGAUCGUUAAUGAAACUAUAGGGUUCAUUCAGAUAGCUAUUAAGAAACAUCAUCCUCGUUACAAUGAAAAUCAAGAAACUUGAAGUUACAGGAUCCCGACCAAAUUUUAAUAAUACUAUUUAAAUUUAGACACGACUAUUGAUUUGAAUAAUAAACGUAAUUUUUUUUAUAAUAUGAAAAAAAAAUUGUUUUAAUUAAUUUAUUUAUUAUUUUAUUCUAUGUAGCUUAUAAUUUAAAAAAAUGCUUCACAUACAAACAAAUUUAUUUUUAUUGAUCCAAUGAAACUGCAAACAAUGUUUAUGACAGGAUUUGAAAAAACAAUUUGUUUAGUUUCAAACAGUUUUUAAUUGAUUUUUGUGUUUUUUUUGUUAUAAUAAAAAAAAUGUCUACU
Messenger RNA from Daktulosphaira vitifoliae (grape phylloxera), 1300 nucleotides. RefSeq lists its product as uncharacterized. The record is from RefSeq and is a predicted model, not a curated record. Lineage: Eukaryota; Metazoa; Arthropoda; Insecta; Hemiptera; Phylloxeridae. The transcript is spliced from 2 exons. Bases 87 to 992 code for a protein of 301 amino acids.